AUGGCUCCCAUGCGAGCUGCUGAUUUCUGUUUCAACAGUGACGAGGAUGAGCUGCCGACAUUGAAUACCCUUCUUACUCGCUCUCCAAACCACCCAGCGCCUAAAUGUUCGCAGCCAAGAUUAACACCCAGCCUGGAGAACAGCCGUACAAUCACAGUUAACUCGAGGGCGCGACGUAAAGCCUCGGACAUACAAACACCCGAAAUCGAAGUCAUCGACUUAAUAUCAGACUCAGAAGACACAACACCUAAACGCGCCACCCCAACAGUAAUUGGAAAAGACGGACGGAAAAAAUGGGACUCGCCUCUAGAACAGGCCGAUGAUGGUGUCGUUGACGAGGAGACGGCGCCUCGGCGCAAAAGCAGCCUUAUGAAUCCUCGGAAGCCUGGAAAGAGUGAAUAUGGCCUCCAGUCACGUCUCAAGGAAAAGAGCAGUGACUGCCUAGCUUCGAGACAGGAGUCGACAAAAUCAGUAAGAGGUCCUCGAGGGCCCUUGGAACCGUCUCACGAAUCCCUAUUCACCACCAACAAAGCCGGAUCGAAAAUGGAAUUUUCGAAUUCUCCUGAUUCUGCGCAGAGAUUAUCUCGACCUCGAUCUCGAUCUCUCACAAAGGAAGAAUCAUCUGACACUGAUGAAGAGCCCUUAGCACGACACCCUCGUAAUCGGCGUCUGCGCCGACUUCAGACAGUGGGAUCGGACUCUCAGCGACCACUUUUUGACGACAAAAGUCGUCGAGAUAUAAUUCGUCCCUUUUCAUACCUUCAGCUGGAUUUUGAAGAAUCACUAGGAAGAGCUAGGUUACGAAAUCUUCCUGUCGCCUCUCCUAGAAGAGACAAACAAAAGGACCCGAUAUUACCUGAUGAGUCUCAUAUCAAGAUUCUACGAGAGCUAGACUUUGACAUUGCUGAAGGUCUGGAGUCUGAUGAUGAUGACCUGCGUGAGCCGCAAAUGCCACCUAAGUCUACUGCUAUUCAGUCCAGCGUUUCAAAAACGGGCUCUCCCAAAAAACAGUACAAGAAGUCAUUUGAUGCAAAAAAAGACCAGCUUGCAACAGAUUUUCUCCGGCAACUUGACGCUCGAAUCACAGAUGGCAAGAUUGGAGAAUUGACCGAAUCAACGGGGGGAGUCAAGAUUGUGUGGAGUAAGACUCUCAAGACAACAGCCGGCCGAGCAAACUGGAAGCGAGAGACGGUGAGCUCUAAGCAAAUCAAGGACGGCGUCAGUGUGGAGGUGAAACAGUAUCGGCACCAUUCAUCGAUUGAGCUUGCCGAGAAGGUUAUCGAUGACGAGCAGCGCUUGCUCAAUGUCAUAGCGCAUGAGUUUUGCCAUUUGGCCAAUUUCAUGAUCAAUAGCAUCAAAGAUAACCCUCAUGGGAAAGAGUUCAAAGUCUGGGCCGCAAAGUGUUCCAAAAUGUUUGGCUCACUGGGCAUCAAGGUUACCACCAAACACACGUAUGAGAUUGACUUCAAAUACGUGUGGACGUGCACGGCAUGCGGUUGCGAGUACAAACGCCACUCCAAAAGCAUCGACCUCAUGAGACAUCGAUGUGGUAGUUGCAAAGCUGUACUUGAGCAGACCAAACCAGCACCGCGGCAAGCUUCGACCGCUGGCAAGUUGAGCGACUACCAGCUGUUUGUCAAAGAGCAAAUGAAAACCAUUCGAAACGAGAACCCAGGCAGCCAGCAAAAGGACGUUAUGAAGAUGAUUGCAGAUAAAUGGGCCAAGGCCAAAACUAGUACGAAUUAA
Messenger RNA from Trichoderma gamsii, 1746 nucleotides. RefSeq lists its product as hypothetical. The coding region runs from base 1 to 1746 and encodes 581 amino acids. Gene Ontology annotation, cellular component: nucleus. NCBI's taxonomy places the organism in Eukaryota, Fungi, Ascomycota, Sordariomycetes, Hypocreales, Hypocreaceae. The transcript has a single exon. The record is from RefSeq and is a predicted model, not a curated record.